Molecule: messenger RNA, 544 nt
Organism: Hansenula anomala
Lineage: Eukaryota; Fungi; Ascomycota; Saccharomycetes; Phaffomycetales; Wickerhamomycetaceae
Exons: 2
Coding region: 1-537 (178 amino acids)
Biological process (GO): mRNA splicing, via spliceosome
Cellular component (GO): precatalytic spliceosome
Molecular function (GO): zinc ion binding; RNA binding
Source: RefSeq, a predicted model, not a curated record
AUGGCAAGGUAUUGGUGUAAACAGUGUGAAGUGUUUGUUGAUGAUAACAAAAUCGCCAGAAAGCAUCAUGAAGAUUCUGCAAAACAUAAAAACUCAUUGAUACGAUCAAUCUCAAAAUUACAUCAAAAGAACAAGGAUGAACAUAGAGAAAAGUUUUUAGCUGAAAAGGAAUUACGUGAAAUAAAUAAAGAGCUGGGGAUUAAACCAGUUUUUCAAAAGAGACCCAAGGUUGAAAAGAAGGAAACAAAAUCAGAGGUUAGUGAAAUAGAAGAGAAGAGUCAAGAACCAGUGAUUGGUGAAUGGAGUACCGUUGAAACCUCAAAAGAAGUUACGCCAGUUACACCUAUUGAAAAAGAGCCAGAGAAUAGAAACAGCAUACCCAAACCUUCCAAGAAACAAUCAGCAGGAGAUCUUGAAACUAAAAAUUGGGAUCUGAAUACAAAGAAACAAAUUGACACAUUUUCAAGUGAUGAUGAAGAUAAACCAAAAUCAACCUUAUUCAAAAAGAGGAAAAUAAAAAAAACUACAUCAAACUGAUAGUCAU